AUGAGCCCUUCAGCAGUCGAAGGAAAUGGGGUUGCAGACGUCAAGACGACUCUCAAGCCUAACAUUGGCGUUUACACCAACCCCAACCAUGAUCUCUGGGUAACGGCCGCUGAACCCUCUGCUGAAGCCGUCAAGUCCGGCUCCGACUUGAAGCACGGCGAGGUCAGUGUUGCUAUCCGUAGCACUGGUAUCUGCGGCUCCGAUGUUCACUUCUGGCAUGCUGGUUGCAUCGGUCCUAUGAUUGUAGAGGGCGACCACAUCCUGGGCCAUGAGUCGGCCGGCGAGGUUAUCGCCGUGCACCCGUCUGUCAGCCAUCUCAAGGUUGGCGACAGGGUCGCUGUCGAGCCAAAUAUCCCCUGCGGUACCUGCGAGCCCUGCCUUACUGGCCGAUACAAUGGUUGUGAGAGCGUCCUGUUCCUGUCAACACCACCUGUUCCUGGCAUGUUGCGCCGAUAUAUCAACCACCCGGCUGUCUGGUGUCAUAAGAUUGGAAAUAUGUCUUUUGAGAACGGCGCUCUCCUCGAGCCCCUCAGUGUUGCCCUUGCUGGCAUGCAGAGAGCCCAGGUCGCCCUGGGAGACCCCGUCCUGAUUUGCGGUGCUGGACCUAUCGGGCUGAUCACCCUUCAGUGCUGUGCUGCCGCAGGUGCUUCUCCUAUCGUCAUCACGGACAUUUCAGAGAGCCGGUUGGCAUUUGCUAAAGAGCUCUGCCCUCGCGUGAUUACACACAAGGUCGAGCGACAGUCAGCUGAAGAUUCCGCCAAAGCAAUUGUUAAGACCUUUGGAGGUAUCGAGCCCAGUAUUGCUCUGGAGUGCACCGGUGUCGAAAGUAGCAUUGCCGCUGCCGUCUGGUCAGUUAAGUUUGGUGGCAAGGUGUUUAUCAUUGGCGUCGGAAAGAACGAGAUCAACAUCCCCUUCAUGCGCGCAAGUGUACGAGAAGUCGACAUUCAGCUACAGUACCGUUAUUGCAACACCUGGCCCAGAGCUAUCCGCUUGGUUGAGAACAACGUAGUUGACCUCUCAAAGCUCGUCACUCACAAGUUCAAGCUUGAGGAUGCCAUCAAGGCGUUUGAGACGUCGGCAGAUGCCAAUAGCGGGGCCAUCAAGGUCAUGAUCCAGAGCUUGGAUUGA
Messenger RNA from Fusarium tjaetaba, 1128 nucleotides. Its product is annotated as xylitol dehydrogenase. The transcript has 2 exons. The record is from RefSeq and is a predicted model, not a curated record. Lineage: Eukaryota; Fungi; Ascomycota; Sordariomycetes; Hypocreales; Nectriaceae. Gene Ontology annotation, biological process: D-sorbitol catabolic process. Gene Ontology annotation, molecular function: L-iditol 2-dehydrogenase (NAD+) activity. The coding region runs from base 1 to 1128 and encodes 375 amino acids.